UUCAACAACUGUGCGCGGUCCUGAGGCCGGUGAGUACUUGGACGAUAGGCGUCUCGUCUCCAGUACAGCGCAAAUGUGGAAACACUGUAGCUAACGAGUGAAGGACUGUAGAAUUGGAGCGGAAUCCCUUGUGGAUUACGUCGCGGUAGCUAGCUACAAUAUUAAAAGGAUAUUUAAUCAAAGUUUCUUUGUCUAGGCUGCGUGGUCAGAGGAAGGGAGGGAGGCAGGCAGGCAGGAUGGUGUCAGCCCUACUGGAGGUGGAGCUGUAAUCUGAGAAGGGCUGAGCCCAGGAGAAGGGCCCCACUCCUCAGAAGGGAGAAAGAGGGUGGGGGAGAGCGUGAGCAUGCGCUCUCCAGUCAUUGGACUCCUUAGCCUACAGGGAGCAGUGCAGGCGUCAGGCAAGGGGGACUGCUCUGUGGUGCUUAGCCAGGACUGUCUGUUUCACCCUACUGCCUGCCUGGGAGAUCCCCCCCCCCCCUCUCUCUGCCUGGAGCGGCUGACUUCUCCACUGACUGACUGGAUCACUCAGAGGAUACAGUAGGGAGUGGUUACUUACACCAGGGUUUGACUGCACUUUCAGGAGAAGGAGACUGCCAGUGUUUUCCUUAGCUUCCUCUUCAACGUGCUCCAUUUCUUUCCCUGGCUGGGCAGGCCGCUGCCUGCUAGGCUCUGGGAGCUGGAUAUACUUGUAACAUUCCUGGAUUACAGCUACGUGUUUAUUUUUUUUCUUCUCUAUUUGUCCCCCUCCGACCCGUGGCUCCUCCACCCUUCCUUGGCCUUUUCCUAGGCUGCACUUAAAAGAGGAUUUUUGGCUCUUAAGACUCCAGCCUCCUGCCCUCUGCCGUGCUGGUGAAAGAAGUGCCUGAAUCGGAGUGUCUGGCUCUGUUUGAGGCGUCCAGCCCGCCAAGGUGUCUGGCCCUGGACCCCCAGGCUCUGAGUGCAGUAGUACAUCUGUUUUCCGAUGGGGGUUUAAGUAGAGCCCUAGAGAGAGGGAGAGUGACCGGAAAGGAUCUGCUCUCGGUUAUGGGCUGUUUUUGUUUCUAUGGAAAAAUCGCAAUGAAGAGUUCCCUCACACUCUCCCUAUGUCGGGCAGAGCUAAUGUUCAGCCCAUGAACUCAUGGAAGGGGGUGCUCAAGCUCUUCACGUGCAUAGCUGCUAGAACAACCGCCAACAAACCUAAAGAGUUACCCACAUUUCAAGAGAAGAAGAAAGCCUUAUUUGGGAAUCUUAUGGACGAAGAAAUGAGUCGCCAGACCGCCACAGCGCUGCCCACAGGAACCUCCAAGUGUGCCCCCUCCCAGCGUGUCCCCACCCUGUCUGGCACUACGGCCUCUAACAGCGACCUGGCCAGCCUGUUUGAGUGCCCCGUCUGCUUCGACUAUGUGUUGCCCCCCAUCCUGCAGUGCCAGAGCGGCCACCUGGUCUGCAGCAACUGCCGGCCCAAGCUCACCUGCUGCCCCACCUGCCGGGGCCCGCUGGGCUCCAUCCGGAACCUGGCCAUGGAGAAGGUGGCCAACUCUGUGCUGUUCCCCUGCAAGUAUGCGUCGUCGGGCUGCGAGGUGACGCUGCCCCACACAGACAAGGCGGAGCACGAGGAGCUGUGUGAGUUCCGGCCGUACUCCUGCCCCUGCCCAGGGGCCUCCUGUAAGUGGCAGGGCUCGUUGGAUGCGGUCAUGCCCCACCUCAUGCACCAGCACAAAUCCAUCACCACGCUGCAGGGCGAGGACAUAGUGUUCCUAGCCACGGACAUUAACCUGCCUGGGGCAGUGGACUGGGUCAUGAUGCAAUCCUGCUUCGGCUUCCACUUUAUGCUGGUCCUGGAGAAGCAGGAGAAGUACGACGGCCACCAGCAGUUCUUUGCCAUCGUGCAGCUGAUCGGCACGCGGAAGCAGGCAGAAAACUUUGCCUACCGCCUGGAGCUCAACGGGCAUCGGCGACGGCUCACCUGGGAGGCCACGCCCCGCUCCAUCCACGAGGGCAUCGCCACGGCCAUUAUGAACAGCGACUGCCUAGUGUUUGACACCUCCAUCGCGCAGCUGUUCGCUGAGAACGGUAACCUGGGCAUCAACGUCACCAUAUCCAUGUGCUGAGGACUGUCAGGUGGACAGCCACUAACACACACUUUCUCCAUCUUUCUCACUCUCUCACACUCACACUCUCACACACACACACACACAUACUCGGACACAUUUCAGACACUACAGGACACCUGGAGUUGUACCUGGGGGGGUUUGGAGGA
Molecule: messenger RNA, 2239 nt
Organism: Coregonus clupeaformis (lake whitefish)
Lineage: Eukaryota; Metazoa; Chordata; Actinopteri; Salmoniformes; Salmonidae
Gene: siah1
Product: siah E3 ubiquitin protein ligase 1
Exons: 4
Coding region: 1083-2090 (335 amino acids)
Biological process (GO): proteasome-mediated ubiquitin-dependent protein catabolic process; multicellular organism development
Cellular component (GO): cytoplasm
Molecular function (GO): ubiquitin conjugating enzyme binding; zinc ion binding; ubiquitin protein ligase activity
Source: RefSeq, a predicted model, not a curated record